This is a messenger RNA of Pseudogymnoascus verrucosus, 1423 nucleotides long. RefSeq lists its product as uncharacterized. NCBI's taxonomy places the organism in Eukaryota, Fungi, Ascomycota, Leotiomycetes, Thelebolales, Thelebolaceae. The record is from RefSeq and is a predicted model, not a curated record. The transcript has a single exon. The coding region runs from base 387 to 1394 and encodes 335 amino acids.
CUUCAUCACGAUUGGAUAAAUGCUUAGCACUGUCCCCUACUUACUUAAUACACGUUCAUGGACCAGUCUGGCUGUUUUUGUCGAGGGUCUACUGCGAAGAUCGGCAUUUUGACUUGAUUCAAUGACCAACUGGGGGUAGGUAGGGAUGCACAAUGAUGGCAUCUAGAACAAGGCACUUGUGUGGCAAUUAUGCCAUCAUGAAUAUAGCGUCUCAGCAGUAUGCAAGAGUUGCUUAGUUCAUAUAUCACUGAAGAUCCAAUUUCACUUUCAUUUCUAUAAACAAACACCAAAAGUCCGCACAUAUCACUCACUCAGACCUACUCUCCACUGUACCCACCUCACGUACUCCAUCAUCAACUCAAGCCAGCCCAGAGAACUACCCACGCAUGGCUGAACUCAUCGGAUUCGGUCUCUCGGCCUCAGACAAACUAAUCGACAAACACUUCGACAAGCUCCCCGACAAACUCAUCUCACCCAUGGGGAAAGACAUCCCCUACAUCACCGAAAAACUACACACCCAAACCGGGACAAAUACCGAACAUAACCCCCACCGCCGCUUUCGAUCCCCAGACUCAGAUUCGGACUCGCCCUACCACUCCGCUGACGCCCAUACCCGCCGCUCCCAGCGCGACGACCGCAGAUCGAAGCACGAAGACACGAGAGGUGGAGAUAACCACGCAGAGAGAUCGAGACGUCAGCGCGACGCGGGUAUGAGGGAAGACUCAUCCCCAAAACCGAGACAUGUGCGCGUUUCCUCUCCGCCUCCCCAGCGGCCGGGGUUCAUGACAAGGAGGAGCCAGUCACAGCGUGCGCCGCGAAGGGCGUCAAGGCGUGGAGACGAUAGGCGCGGGAGUAGGGACAGGAGAGGAAGCCGGAGCAGGAGCAGCUCCUCGGAAGGCAUCGCUGAGCGCUUCAUGGAUGACCCAGUAGCGAGAGGUGCGAUGGGUGUAGCCGUGGGAGGUGUUCUGGCAAAGCAGGCAGUGAAGGCCGGGGAUAAAUGGAAGGAUAGGGGGAAGGGAAAGGGACAGCACAAAGGGAAGGGUCAUACGGAUGAUGAGAUACUUGUGACUCUUGCUGGGAUGGCUUUGGGAGGUGUCGGGUUGCUGUUUGCUGGGGACAAGUAUAAGGAGAAGAAGCAAAGAGAAGAGAGGGAAGAGAGACAUUCGAGGGAGAAGGCAAGACGAGAGAGAGUGGAAGUGAGGAAGGAAGAAAAAGAGAGGGGGAGGAAUACACGAAAUUGGGUUGAGAUUAGUAGGGAUGGGGAGGUGGAGAGGUAUAUGCGGGAGGAGAAGAUAGCAGAGGAGGGUCGUGGCGGGGGUUUUUACGAUAGGAGGGAUACAUAUGAUGACGUGUGGAGAAGAUAUGGAUAUGAUGAUAGAAGACGGGAAAGAUGAUUCUUGCAGCUAAUAUAAUUGAAGAUCCG